CUCGCGGUUUCAUCUCAAAUCCCAUUUGCUAUUGUACUUGUCCAAUAGCAGGGACCGAGCGCAUUUUAACUCGGGUGGCAUCUUUUUUAUUUCAUCAUUGCAAUCCAGCGCAAGUUUGACGCAGUGAUCUCUCUCUCUCUCUCUCUCUCUCUCUCUCUCUCUCUCUCUCUCUCUCUCUCCCUUAGUUUGGACCUAAAACGAGCAUCUUCUUCAGGAGUUUUCUUUCGCCCUAGAUACGUUUUCAUGGUCGAUCCGGACAUCGGACAGUGAACGGUGAUGGCAGACUCUGAUGCUCAAGAGACUCGCCAACAUGCAAAAGACUCGCCGUUCUCCAUAAAGAACCUGCUGAACAUCGAAGACAAACCCGCCAAGCCGAAAAGCUUCCUCGGCUCGUCCAAAGGAGUGUUUGAAGGGAGCUUCAUCUCUCGGCUCGGUGACUUGUCUUUCCCUCGAUUUGAGUUGCCCACACAGAGAAUUGGACUAUCAGCGCAGUAUUUGGAGAGAGCGUCCACCUGGUGGUACCCAUACACGCUCGGGACGCAUCUGAGGACUGGAGCAGGGUCUGAGAAGGCCAACGCGAGGGAAGCAUCGCCGACACCGGACAGGCGCUCCCCGGAUCUCCCAAAAAGCGACCACGAUGCCAAAGAUGAAAGCGCCGACGAUGAUAUCGCGCUGGAUGAAAGUGACUCGGAGGAGCCGAAGAAAGAAAUAGACCAAGAGGACGACUGGAGGAGGAAAACCGGCGAGCUGGACCCCGACAGCAAGCCCUGUCGGAAGAAGAAGACCCGCACGGUGUUUUCCAGAAGUCAGGUGUUCCAGCUGGAGUCCACCUUCGACAUAAAGCGCUACCUGAGCAGCUCGGAGAGGGCCGGCCUGGCCGCAUCGCUGCACCUGACGGAGACACAGGUGAAAAUCUGGUUUCAGAAUCGGAGGAAUAAGUGGAAACGGCAGCUGGCCGCGGAGCUGGAGGCGGCCAACCUGAGCCACGCGGCGGCGCAGAGGAUUGUGCGGGUUCCCAUACUUUACCACGAGAGCGGAGCCACAGAAACGGCCGGGGGCCCCGCUGCAGCGUCACCGGGCAGCCAGUCACUGCUGGCUUUCCCCCACCACAUGUACUAUUCCCACCCGGUCCCACUGCUGAGGCACGUUUAACACGGACUGCGUCGUCUGUACAUAUGUUUUUAAAUGAGGGUGACUUUCAUUGGAGAGAAAUACAUUUUGUAGAUUUUGUAGAUUCUUCGGACACAAUAGGGUCAUCAUAUUAUUAUUAACAUUAUUAUAAUUUCCCAUGUAAUCAUCAUGUAUCCUGCUGAAGCGUCGUUGAGCAAGUCCAUAUUGCAGUUACUAUUGGUGUUAUUAUUAUUGUCAUUUUUAUUAUUAUUAUUACGUGGCAUUACUAUUAUUAUUGGUGAAAAUGUUAGAGGCUCAACAGUGAGUGAAGAUAAUAUAAUGUGUAUUUAAAAAAAAUACUUGUUUUUAAACCGGAUUGACUGUCCUUAAGUAUUUUAAAGACAUUUGUGUCAGUGUGUAGGAAACAUGUUAAAUGUAUUAUUUUUAUAUUUUACAAUAUUGUGCAAUAAGUUGGCUUCACAUCAAGCUGCCACCCUUUGUAACCAGAAAAAUGUUUCUCUUUGUAUCAGUUCAGACAAUCAUGUGAUCCAGAAAAUCCCGAAAAACUGCAGGUGAUUGGCAUUUGUUUUUAUGACGUGUUUUGUCGGUUAAUUGAAAGCCAUGCAAAGAGCCAAAACAUAACCUCUGUUUUUGUGUUUUUCUCUUAUAUUGUUAUUGCAAUGGUGUCAAUUAUAUGUUCUAACACUGAGUAAAAAUUCUGUUCCCAAAGAAAAUGUAUUUUUAUCCGUAAGAGAAUGAUGAUGUACAUGGCAAUUAAGUCGUGCGAUUAAGAUCUUGAUUUGCAAACAUUUGUGAGCACCGAGGGGUCUUUUUUACCUAUAUUCGUCCGCUUAUUUUUAAACUUGGCAUAAAAACACAUGUCUGCAGAGAUGAUCGGGGUUUCCAAAAUAAAAUA
This is a messenger RNA of Pungitius pungitius (ninespine stickleback), 2026 nucleotides long. It is a transcript of the gene hmx3b, whose product is annotated as H6 family homeobox 3b. Lineage: Eukaryota; Metazoa; Chordata; Actinopteri; Perciformes; Gasterosteidae. Gene Ontology annotation, molecular function: DNA-binding transcription factor activity, RNA polymerase II-specific; RNA polymerase II transcription regulatory region sequence-specific DNA binding. Gene Ontology annotation, biological process: regulation of transcription by RNA polymerase II. The coding region runs from base 277 to 1152 and encodes 291 amino acids. Gene Ontology annotation, cellular component: nucleus. The transcript is spliced from 2 exons. The record is from RefSeq and is a predicted model, not a curated record.